This is a messenger RNA of Cyprinus carpio (common carp), 2486 nucleotides long. RefSeq lists its product as uncharacterized. The coding region runs from base 617 to 1558 and encodes 313 amino acids. Lineage: Eukaryota; Metazoa; Chordata; Actinopteri; Cypriniformes; Cyprinidae. The record is from RefSeq and is a predicted model, not a curated record. The transcript is spliced from 4 exons.
UUGUUUAUAGCUGAAUUAUUGUCGUCACCUCCUAUUACUUAACGCAGGUUUGUAACAACAGUUGUCUGAAUGAGCUUAUUUUCUAAUGUGCUAUCCAUGACAGGUGUAAUAUGUUGCGGGGGGAUACGCGGCUUAAUAAGAAGUCAAAUUAAUAUGUUUAUAGACAUGCGCAUCUUUCUGUAUUAGCCCGUUGUGUCAGCACGCGCACAUUUCUGCUGUCACGCGCGUGUGAAUGCUCUGUUUGUCUGCAUGUGGCGAGGGCGCUAACUGCUUGGCAGCGCUCCCCUCAAACUGUUCCGCUCUUCCCCAACCCCCGUUGCACUGCUCAGGCAACGAGGGCGGGGCCAGCCCAAAUAAAUGUGGGGAGGGGGAAAAAACCCGAAGACAACAAACCUUAAAAAUGUAGGCCACGGCGCGUGACCCAAUUCCUCAUGAACAACACAGCGAGAGUGAAUGUGGAGCACGGUUAUUAUCCUCCACGCCCGGCACGAUUCCAGGGCGGGUUCUACAGUCCUGGCCUGUGGAGAGUAAACCCACCCACCCACACAGUGUGAAAUCCACAUCCCCUGUGCAGUGAGGUCACAGGAGACGAAAGCAGGAUUGUGCAGUCAGAGGGAUGGAGGACAGGAGGCACUUGCCUCCAGAUGGAGGUGGCAAUGCCAAGCGCUCCGCCUCAGCAGAGUGCGACACAGAGGAUAGAGUGGUCAGGAAGGAGCAGGGUGACCCUGAGACCUCGACACAAAUGCGUGUGAGAAAAGAUGAUCUCUGUGAUGUCCCUCGCAAGGUGCCUCGUUUCCAGUAUGUGGAUUUCCCUUCUCUGCACCAGUGCAUCCAACAGCUUUCUGUGCCUCCGCUCAAUGGUUGGCUGGGAUCCUGCUCGUUGACAAAGGCACCAGACUACAGGCCCACCAGUCCUAAGGAAAAGGUUCCCAAGUUUAAAUAUGUGGACUACCCAUCUCUCCACCACUGCAUUCAGCAGCUGUCUGUGCCCCCUUUAGAAAGCUGGAGUGCAGGGCUCGUCAGGUUUAAUGCAGAGGGGAAACAAGAUGACUCUGGGACUGUGAAGAAUAACCUAAGGAACGAGGCAAGAGAUCAAAACAACGAGAACAGGAAUAGAGUUACAGCAUUUUCUUUCCCAAGAGACACACACACCUCAGUCUCAGGUAAGGAGGAGAGUCCUCAACACGACUACACUUCAGAGGUGCCACAGAGGUUAGAGAAAGGUAAUGCACCUCUAAGGUUCUGUUCUACUAAACCAGAAGCUGCUUUACAAUCAGUUUGCGGAUCUAGAUCAGAAUCUGGUUCUGGAUCUGAUAGCGACGCAACAUUGGGGAGAAACAACAGACCAUCGGUUAUUAACAUGGUGUACACAGAUAAGCAGAAGCGCUGGACAAAGGCAGGUCACCUGGAAGAACAGCUGAACUCUCCUGAUUCAGUCAGACGGGUACCGUGGAAUACCCUCCCAGAGUCAGUCUGCCCAUUCUGCCAACAGAUGUUCACAAACCCUGAGCAGUUCAGGGCUCAUCAGCGGAGCCAUAGAGAUAAGAGACCAAACUGAAGUGCAGAAGUACUGAGUGAGAACUGCUUUUGGCAAACAGUUAAUGCCACAUCAUAUGGAAUCGGAUCAUCAGAGGCCUUCUUGUGUUGUGACCGGCUAAAGUGGUAUUGCUGGCAGGACUAUAGGGAGAUCAAAGACACAUUAAACACGUUUGGGUUCAGACCUUAGGAAGAAUGCAAGACUUUGUCUUGACUGAUGUUGUGAUGUCUAAUAAGGCAGAACUGAACAGACAGAAACAAACAAGCAUACAAUAUGCAUGCACAUACAGUACACUUACAAGUGUGCUGACACACACACAAACACACACACACACACACACACAGAAUCCUAUUCAUGAUUCAGAAGAGGUCAAAAUGUACUGCCCCACAUAAGGACCAUCAAAUAUAAUGGGGUUUCAGCUCAAGACAGGGGAUUAGAACCAGAUUUAUAGUCUAUUCCACACAUACAUCAGCGUGUUUACAGGGGUGGGUGAAGCUUGAUGGACUGGUGCAUAAGAGGAUGAAUUUUAUUACAUAUGUGUUCCCCACACUGUGUGCAUAGUGGCAGGCUAAAUAUUUAGCUUUGGGUGCCUACAAAAUAAUGGCUAUUGUUAAUGCUGCACAAACAGACAGGUUUGUUAAUAAUGAUUUGUUACAUUAGCUUUUUAUUGUUUUGUAUUUUUUAUGUUUUUGGAAAUUAAUGUCUAGUGGCUUUGAGCUAGUAGCUUUAAAUCUUAAAAAUGUACCGCUUGUUUUCAAGUGUUUAAUUGUGUGAGUAAAGACUUUUUCAUACAGAAAUAAAUGUUUGACUUUUCAGUACAGGCAUGUCCUCUGCAAGAAAACCUGUUUGACAGGUUACCUCUCAGGUUCUCAGAUGAAGUAUUUAAGCUUUAUAUAAACAUAAGAGCUAAUCCAACAUCAACAGUAACAAAACUCACUAUUUACAUUUA